Brassica rapa (field mustard) is the source of this 2848-nucleotide messenger RNA. Its product is annotated as homeobox-leucine zipper protein HAT7. Gene Ontology annotation, molecular function: sequence-specific DNA binding; DNA-binding transcription factor activity, RNA polymerase II-specific. The record is from RefSeq and is a predicted model, not a curated record. Gene Ontology annotation, cellular component: nucleus. Gene Ontology annotation, biological process: positive regulation of DNA-templated transcription. NCBI's taxonomy places the organism in Eukaryota, Viridiplantae, Streptophyta, Magnoliopsida, Brassicales, Brassicaceae.
CAUCCAAAUUAUUCUGACCCAAAUUUAAAAAGCAAAAGAAAAGCAAAAACAAGUUUUAUUUAGAUUUGAGUUGUUUAUCUAAAUCCAAAUAAUUUGACAAAGAAAAAAAAGAUCUAAACCAAAAUUCAUUUAUAUUAUACUCAACUGUAUACUAUAAUAACAUAUCUAUUUUACUAAAAGAGGAAUAUUAUAUAGAAAUUAUCUUAGACUUAGCCUGACUUCGGAUCACACUCUUCGGUAUUUAUGUUCAAAAUAGAUUUUCUAUAAAAUACUUAGCCAAGCCUAAUAUAUAUAUAAAGUAAAGAGAAUUUUAAAAACCCAUAUCAAUAUAUCAUUUUAUCGUCUAGUUUUAUCAUAAGUAUAUGUUUGAAAUGCUUUAGGUAUUUAUCUUAUUAUCUGCAGUUUAGUUAUUAUUACAUAACAAAGACCAUACGUUUUGGUUAUGUUAGAAAACACUUAGUUCGGUACAUGGUGUGAACGCAUUUACCUGGUGAGGAACACACAUGCGUUUAAGUUGUAUAGUGGAAUGUUCUUCAGAAGCCAAUGAGUGCAGUAGGUAAAUUCGUUUAAGUUGUAUAGUGGAAUGUUCUUCAGAAGCCGAUCGUGAAAAUUUUCGAUCCUUAUAAGAAAUUGAUAGUAAUAUACGUUUCGCGCAGUAGGUAAAAACCUAAUAGUGUAAUAAAUUUGAUAGAUAAAAUAAUAUAUAAUCGGGAUCUACGCACUGGCAAACCUUGAUUAUACGUAUAGAUAACAGUUAUAUAUUCGGGGAGUAUUUUAUAGUUAAUAAAAUAUAAAUAACACCUGAAAUUUUAAAAUUCAAGGCUAAUAUAUAUACAUAUAUUCUAAUUUUUUAUUUCGAUCCGACACUAAUAGUAUUUAUGACGAUUUCCUAGUUAUACGGCUGUAUUCGAGGAUUGAGAAUAUGAGUGUCAUCAUUUCUGUAGAGUUUUUUAGCUUAUAUAUUCUUAAAAUAGUUACAUGUUUCAUGUUUGUAUGUGUUUCGAAAAAAAGGUUACGUGUUUAUAUAUAUAUAUAUAUAUAUAUAUGAGUAGAUUUACAAAAUUAGAACAGAGCUCCAAAUUUUACGGUAAUUAGUUUCUUAAUCUCAAUUUGUUUAAUUAGAUUUUCUAACUGAUCUGCAAACGAAGAUAAUAUAUAUAACGAAAUUCGAGAUCUAACCGUGAUUAUCAUGAUAGUAAUUGGGUAAGAUAAUUAAUUCAUUUGAAAAUGUUAAACAGCGUAUUAGUUGGUUUUAUAGUUGUCUAUAUGUAUGAAUAAGCUGUAUCUUAAUAGCAUAUAAAUGAAGUGGAAAAUGUAUGUACAUAUAUGUCAAAGAUCCAUGUGGUAUUUAAUAUUUUAAAUUUCCCAAGUGUGUCCUAUACAUAUUAAAUAAAAAGUGUCCUAUACAUAUUAAAUAAAAAAACCUCAGCAUACGCCCUAAAGGCUAAAGCUUAAAAAUGAUAUAAGGGUGGUCCUAUACAAACCUCUCAUGAACUGAUCUCUUCAUCAUUCUUCUUCUUCCCGUUAAAUUCUCCCUCCCAAUAAAACUUCAAGAUCUUGUGUACUUAUUAUUGACAUCCAAACAAGUUCUUGAUCUAAAUUGCGAAGUUUGAUUAGCUCACAAUUAAUAAGUAGAGUUAAUCAUAUCAUUGGUCGGAUUCGAGCUUGUGCAUAUACAUAUAUAUGUAUAUGUAUGAGGAGGAAAGGAACAAUAUUGUUAAUAAUCAAGAAGAACUGAGAUUGGAGAUGGCCUUUCCACAGCAUGGAUUCAUGUUUCAGCAACUCCAUGAAGAAAAUGCUCAUCACUUACCUUCCCCUACCUCUCUCCCUUCUUGCCCUCCUCACCUCUUCUACGGAGGAGGAGGAGACUACAUGAUGAACAGAUCAAUGUCCUUUACGGGAGUAUCAGAUCACCAUCAUCUAACUCAGAAAAGCCCGACCACGACGAACAUGAAUGAUCAUGACCAGUUGGGCGAGGAGGACAACCUUUCAGAUGAUGGGUCCCAUAUGAUGUUGGGAGAGAAGAAGAAGAGGCUGAAUUUAGAGCAAGUUAGGGCAUUAGAGAAGAGCUUCGAGCUAGGGAACAAGCUGGAGCCAGAGAGGAAGAUGCAGCUUGCUAAGGCUUUAGGAUUGCAGCCUAGGCAGAUUGCUAUAUGGUUUCAGAACAGGAGAGCUAGGUGGAAGACAAAGCAGCUCGAGAGAGACUAUGAUUCUCUCAAGAAACAGUUCGAUGUUUUGAAGUCGGACAAUGAUUCUCUUCUAGCCCACAACAAGAAACUCCACGCUGAGUUAGUGGCCUUGAAGAAACAAGACCGUAAAGAACCAUCAAAGAUCAAGAGAGAAUUAGCAGAAGCUUCAUGGAGCAACAAUGAAGGCACAGAUAAUAAUAAUAAUAAUAAUUCAGAUAUAAAUCAUGUGAACAUGAUCAAAGAUCUUUUCCCUUCUUCUGUCCGAUCCGCGACUACGACCACGACCUCGUCACAUAUUGAUCAUCAGAUGGUUCAAGAUCAAGGAUUUUGCAAUAUGUUCAAUGGUAUUGAUGAGACGACGUCAGCUGGUUAUUGGGCAUGGUCUGACCAGCAGCAGCAACAUCAGAGUCAUCAUCAGUUCAAUUGAGUAUAUUGUCCAAGAAGAUCAUCGAUCAUAAUCCUGAUCAACAGCAUCAUCAUACUCAUCUGAUAUCAUUGUCAUCAAAAGAAAAUUUCGUAGAUUUUUUAAUUGAGUUUUUUUUUUUAUUAUUUGGUACUGUUUGAAUCGUUUUUUUCUGUUUGUUAUGGGUUUGUAGAAAAUUGGUGUAUAGGGAAUAUUCAACAAUUUUAAUAGAAUGAUAUUUUCUUGUUACGUUUCA